AUGGUGCAUGCUCAGUUUGUUAUAAAAGGCUUUCAUUCUCAUACUUUUCUUGCUACAUCUCUUCUUAACAUGCAUGCAAAUUUGGGGAGUAUUGUGGACUCGAAUAAGGUUUUUGAUACCUUGACAAAACAUAAUCAAGUUUCUUGGAAUGCAAUUAUUUCGGGUUUUACAUUAAAUGGACUGCAUUUGGAAUCAUUUGAUCAUUUCCUUCAAAUGAAGAAUGAAGGAAUCAGGCCGAAUAUAUAUACAAUAAUUAGUAUUUCAAAAGCCGUAGGGCAAUUUGGUGAUAUGGACAAAGGGAAAGAAGUUCAGUCUGUUUCCCUUGAGUUGGGUGUAGAGUCUGAUGUGCAAGUGGGGACAGCUCCCAUUGAUCGCCAAGAAGCUUUGGAACUCUAUGUAAGAAUGCGUCAUAAUAAUAUAAAAUCGGAUGUCUAUACAUAUUGUAGUAUAUUCAAUGCCACUGCUGAUUUUAAGUAUUUACAUUUCGGGAAGGAAGUUCAUGGGAUGGUUUUGAAGUCUAGUCGUGAUAUGAUGGUUAUUAGUGUUUGUAAUGCAACUGUUGAUGCAUAUGCCAAAUGUGGAGCUCCUGAAUACAGAAAAAAGAGUUUUUACGAGAUGGAGGAGAGAGAUAUGGUGUCAUGGACAACCCUGAUGAGGGAAGAAGGUUUUAGACCCAACCAGUUUACCUUCUCUAGUGUGUUGGUUUCUUAUUCUAGGCUUUGUUUUCUUGAGUACGGACAGCAAAUUCAUGGUCUUUUGUGCAAGGCUGGGUUGGACAAGGACAAGUGCAUAAAGAAUGCUCUGGUGGACAUAUAUGCAAAAUGUGGCAGUGUAAAUGAGGCAAAGAAGGUCUUUGAAAGAAUCUUUGAAUGGAUUUCUAACCCUGAUACUGUCUCAUGGACAGCUAUGAUAUCGGGUUAUGCGCAACAUGGUCUCAGAGGAUGUCGUUCGACUCUUUAG
Messenger RNA from Pistacia vera, 960 nucleotides. RefSeq names its product pentatricopeptide repeat-containing protein At4g39530-like. Bases 1 to 960 code for a protein of 319 amino acids. Gene Ontology annotation, molecular function: protein binding; RNA binding. Gene Ontology annotation, biological process: RNA modification. The record is from RefSeq and is a predicted model, not a curated record. The transcript has 3 exons. Lineage: Eukaryota; Viridiplantae; Streptophyta; Magnoliopsida; Sapindales; Anacardiaceae.